This is a messenger RNA of Girardinichthys multiradiatus, 9258 nucleotides long. RefSeq names its product GATA zinc finger domain containing 2B (gene gatad2b). Lineage: Eukaryota; Metazoa; Chordata; Actinopteri; Cyprinodontiformes; Goodeidae. Gene Ontology annotation, molecular function: sequence-specific DNA binding. Gene Ontology annotation, biological process: negative regulation of transcription by RNA polymerase II. Gene Ontology annotation, cellular component: NuRD complex. The transcript has 11 exons. The coding region runs from base 155 to 2119 and encodes 654 amino acids. The record is from RefSeq and is a predicted model, not a curated record.
CGAAGGGAUGAGAGUCUAUCGAGGCCCAAUCGGCGGGUCAGUGCUGCCUGCCGGUGCCGGGGACUGACUGGUAUUGAGAAUCCGCUGCAGCGCGUCAGGGGGACCGGACCGUGAACCCGGAGACGGUACACACUGAGGCGAAACGAGACACAGGAUGGAGCGGAUGUCUGAUGAUACACUGAGGCUCAACCUGUUAAAGCGAGGCCUGGAGUCAUCUAGUGAGAGGGAAGAGGCUCUGUCAAAACGCCUGAAGAUGGAGGGUCAUGAGGCCAUGGAGCGCCUGAAGAUGCUGGCACUUCUUAAACGCAAAGACUUAGCUGAUUUAGCUGCCCUAGAAGUCCCAGGUACGCUAGGAGAUGGGAAAGGCCCUGGUGCCAGCUCCAUCCACCACCAAAGUCUAAUGGGUGCUGCAUAUGAGGAGAAGCUGAAUGGAAGUGUAAGACUUGGCAGCCACAGUGUUCAUGUUGGUCAAAGUAAGACUGGGAAGGAAAACAUCAUGGAUGAGCCGGUGGAUAUGAGUGCUGGAAGAAGAUGUGAGGUUGAUCGUGACAGACAAACUCCUUCUCCAGAUGUCAUCAUACUGUCAGACAAUGAGGCGUCCAGUCCCAGAACAACACCUCGCCCCGAAGAGCACAUGCACCAGGCCAACUUGGAAAUGUUCAAGGGAAAAACAGGAGAGGAGCGACAGCAGAUGAUCAAAGCUCUGAGGGAAGAGCUGCGUCUGGAAGAAGCUCGUCUUGUCUUGCUCAAGAAGCUCAGGCAGAGCCAGAUGCAGAAGGAGAACGUGGUGCAAAAGGUUCCAGUGGUCCAGAGCUCUGCAUCUUCUGUUCAACCUCCUCCUAUACACAGCUCUACAGGUAUUGGGAAGCUGCCUGUGAGGCCAGGCUUGCACAACACUGAGCCUCAGAAUCUCCGAACUGCACAGGGUCAUACAGUCAUUCGUUCAGCCAAUACCAACCUGCCUCCGAUGCUGAUAUCCCAGCGAGUGAUAGCCCCUAAUCCAUCCCAACUGCAGGGCCAGAGGGUCUCCUCCAAACCUGGGAUGCCCCGAUCCAGCUCAUCCAGCAUUGCCAAUGCUGUAAACUAUCAGCAGGCCAGCCAGCAGGUGGCAGCUUCCCAGCGCUCCAGCUCCAGUGCCAUGUACAUGAACCUGGCCCACAUGCAAGCAGCAGCAGCAGUCGGGUCCAGUGGUGUGGCGGGGGGUCUCGCUGGAGCUUCAGCUGUCAGCCCUUCCACUAUGUCUGGUUCAGCCAGUGGAGCAGUUAGCUCCAUGGCUGACCAGGCCAGCAGCCAGGCAGCAGCUAAGCUGGCUCUACGGAAGCAGCUGGAAAAAACCUUGCUGGAGAUCCCUCCACCCAAGCCCCCAGCCCCACUGCUCCACUUUCUGCCCUCGGCUGCUAACAGUGAGUUCAUCUACAUGGUGGGCUUGGAAGAAGUGGUGCAAAGUGUGCUGGACAGUCAGGGUAAAUUCAGAGGUUCUUUGGCCCGAAUGGAGCCCUUUUUCUGUGCCCAGUGCAGAACAGACUUCACACCCCACUGGAAGCAAGAGAAGAGUGGCAGAAUCCUCUGUGAGCAGUGCAUGACAUCCAAUCAGAAGAAGGCUCUGAAGGCAGAGCAUACCAACAGACUGAAGAAUGCUUUUGUAAAGGCUCUUCAGCAGGAGCAGGAGAUUGAACAGAGGCUGCAGCAGCAGGCAGCCCUCUCUCCCGGUUCUGCCGCUACUGGCUCCAAUGUCUCCAAGACUGACACGAUGAUUCGACAACAUGCACUGCGCCAGGCCCAGCAGCCUCAGGCUUCUCUACAGCGAGGUCUGUCCAACUCUGCAAGAGGUGUCCUUUCCAACUUUGCUCAAGCCUCCCAGCUGUCUGUGGCUAGCAGCCUUAUGGGAAUGAGCAGUGCCAAGCACUGUGGCAGCAGUGGUGGUGGUAGUAGCAGUAACAGACUGCAGCAUGACAGCCGCCGGCAAAUGUACAACAUCCCAGGGUUAAAUAUUGCCUACCUGAAUCCCGCUGCAGUUGGAGCCCAUAAGACCUCCAGCUUAGCAGACCGUCAGAGAGAGUACCUGUUGGACAUGAUCCCACCUCGGUCCAUAUCACAGUCCAUCACUGGACAAAAAUGAGCCCCUCUAAUAUCUUAUGUGUGUCAGAGGCCAGCCUCGUUUGAUAACUUCCCCCAUUCUGAGGCGGUCCCAGAUCAGCUGAUAUUUCCACCCCACCGAUCCAUCGCAUGCAGUGCCUGUCCGUGUGCCUACCUUAGACCAACCCAUGAGAACCUACCAAGCUGAACAAAAACACAAGCUGUCAGUGCAUCUCAGUUCUUAUUAUAGCAGAAAUCCCCUUCUUCUAUAAUUCCCUUUUAUAAUCACUGGUGGUAGCGCCUAUACUUGCAACUGCCAUUUAAGCUCAAGUUAGUGUAAUUCAUUGUUAGAAUUUGUUUAAGUGUUUGUGUCAUGUUUCUGUUUCUCCAUUGUCUACCUUUCCAGUCAUUGUCAAGUUAGUGUGAUCAUUAGAUUUUUUUUCUCUUGCAAAGAGACUAUUGAUAAGAACAGAAGAUCAACAGGGUUAACUCUGGUUGCUAUGCAACAAAACAUUUAAUUACUUUAAAAUGUGUAAACCUGGUUAGUUUUCUAACUUGUAUUUAAAGAAAGUAAAAAAUUGUUAGGAACAAAAACCGGUAAUAUUAGACUGUGCUUGCUCUUGAAAGACUAUGCUGUUCAAAGAAUUGCAAAUUCGAGACCAAAGUGCUCACCAUGGAUCAUCUCAGUGACCUGCUUCAAGAGCAUCAUCAAAGAGUCAUCACAAUUCACACCCAAAGCCGAUUUCAGCCUGAAGUUAAGAAAAACAACUUGAAAUUUUGAGUAGGUCCCUGACUAACAUCAAAACCCAUCAACUGAAAUUAACUGGCAAACGGUGAAAUUAUGUACAAAAGAGAACUCAACUUCGGAUGUUUUUACCACCAUUCUUCAGUAAGGGAUUUCCUUUCCUUCAUUUGAGAUGUCAGUCUCUGCUGUUACAGAUCUGUUGCUUACAAGUGGUGUAGGACAUGCUGUUAUCAGCUGCAUCAGAAAAAGCAGGCUGUGGGCUGAUGGAGCAGAAGACAGAGGUGCCUAGUGUUCAGGUGUCCUCAUUGUUUCCCACCCGCCAGCAGCCCCUUCCACCCAGUCAUUCUUCAUACGGUUGCCCCCUCAAUAUUCACAUAGUAAACUCUUUUAUCCCCAACAAUUCCUUUUGGCUUCUUUGAGAGUGUACAAAACAUAGAACCCCAGUCUGGAGCCAGAUCACAGAUUAUGUACCUGAAAUCUCUAAAUCUGAGUUCUGGUUCCAGUAUGUGUUUUUGCUUUUUUGUUCUGCUUUCCCAUUCUUUUUAGUUACUUUUUUUUUGCGGCGUCUCCGAAUGAUUUGGUGGCCUACCUGAGAGGUAUCAGCUGCUGGAGACGAUAAUAAUAAAAAACAUUAUCUGUUCAAAAAUCUAUAGAUUGUGUAAAGAUACAUAGCUUCAGAAAAUAAAGGGUGUGGAUGUUUUGCAGGAGAGACACGGAUCAAUCGUUGUGUGCACGCUGUGCUCACAAGUUGCCUCACUCCAGAGGAGCACUUUUCAUGUUUCCAAAUGGAAAUUUUGUUUGUUUUUUGGUAAAGAGGAAAUGAAUGUUGGAAUUGAAAGUAACCAUGGUCUGGGUACUGAUUGACCGUUGAACAAUGAGUCAGUCGAGAUGUUCUCGUCAUUACAGGAUACAUUGAUGUGGACUGAAUUGCAUAUGCAUUUUUCAAUGCUGAUUUGUUUAAAUGUGUAUAUAUAUAUAUAUAUAUAUAUAUAUAUAUAUGUAUAUAUAUAUAUGUGUGUGUGUCAGUGUGUCUAUGUAUAUAUAUAUUUAUAUAUAUCUAUAUAUAGAUAUAUAUAUAUAUUAUACACACACACACAUAGUGACCAGGACAUGGACUCUGCAGGCACGGGUUGACCUUUUUGAUUUUCAAAUUCUUGUCUGUGCAAAGAUCUCCAACAUGGAGGUGCAGUCUUGUGUUUUCUGUGACAGAUGGUCUUGUUGUAAGGAAACCUUUACAGUGAAGGCUUUUGCAUGGUUUCAGUUGGGACUGUGUCGAUUCCAGGUCCCGAUGGUUCCUGCACUACCAGUCUUGACUACAAUUUCUUAUCUGGAAUUUAUGGCUUUUUUUUUAACCUGAGCUAUGACUUGUACAUUUUUUUUUUUAUAAAACUCUUUGCACAGUAUUUUCUUUAAAGUGUCCAUGUUUUGUUAAUUCUAAUUGUGGUUAUAUUUGCACACUUUGUUUGCAGGGUCUUUAGCCCCACAUUUUAAAUGAGAAUCUGUAAUGUGCCCGUGUAGUUGCCGCAUGUUCCGUAUUCACACUUUAGGAACUUUCAGAGGACUUUAGAAACUCUCAGAGAUAAUGAAAAUGUUUGUUGCACAGGACUUCGCAGUGAAGUGGACACUGAAAUCUGCCUGUUAGACUGUCCAGGCCACCUGACUGAAACUGUCGUAACCAUUGUGCUUAGUCAGUUUGCAGUUACUCAGGUAUUUCGAGCAGUGUUCACUCAGUGUGCAGUAUUAUUGAUGGAUAUGGUUACCCCUUGACACAGAGACGUGCGUAUAAGGUCAUUUUGAGUUGGAGGUUCGUGCAGUUCACACUGAGUACUUUGAGUUGACAAACACACUUCCUAAGCCUUAUUUUAACAUUCUAUAAUCUUCAGUCAUCUUGGAAAUCUGACCUUAAUGAAAGCAAAAACACUUGAAAUGUGUUUAAAGGCUUACUCAUAUUAAAACUCUUAUCCAUCUCAGCAUCAAGAUAGGCACACAUAAGCUAUUAAAGUAUACAACUGUGAUACAUGAGAGCAAGCUGUCUUUCACUUUCUGGACAAAAUCAGUGUUUCUAACCCGCUGUUUCUGUUUCUCAGUUAUUCCUUUGUAUAUUUAUUUCCAUAAUAUCUGCUUGCCCAGUUUAUAAUAAUAUAUUAAGUUCCAUUACAAUAUUUUGAUGUUGGUCUUCCAUACCUCCUUUUGUCUUCACUUUAUGCAAACAGCCACCUUCAUUUCGUCUGACAUGUUUUCCAGAUCUUUUCAUGUGCAUUUCUGUAGGGCCACUUAACAAAAAUCCUCUCAGGGUGCUCUACACAGAGUCGGUGUAGUUCAGUACAAUGCACCUUUACAGUUCAAUAAAUACAGUCAGUUAAAAUUCAGUUUACAGAAUUAUCCCAGUUCAGUCUAGUUUAUUUAUAUGCCACUAGCUCGCAAUAAAUUUCAUGUCCAGGCAGACAAAAGGGAGAAUUCAUAUCCAAAUUUGUCUAAAUUCAGUUCAAAUCAAUGCAGUUUAUUCCAAUCCAAUUGCAUAGUAAGGUUCAAUUUCAGUUACUAUACACAUCCAUAUUGAUUUGAAACUAAUCCAUUUGAUCAUAAAAUGUCAUUUGGCAUAAAAAAGAUUUCAGUAAGUCCAAGUCGAUGACGUCUAGUCAUUGACUUUGCAGCAGUUCCUCCUGAGCCACAGUAAAAAUGAACAGUUCCAAUUUUACCAAAAGAAACUAGAACUCAGUUUGAAUGUCCACCUGGUCCAACUGGCCAGGAGUUUAAGCCCCAGUCCAGGAGUACUUUCAAGGGAAACAAAGAUUUUAAUGGUAGCAAUCGCUCCAUUAAUGACUGUUUUAAGCAUGCAAUUGUUUAUACACAGUCACUGCUCCAGGUGUAUAUUCUGUGGAGAGAUAAAAACUGGUAGAUUGAAGCCAAACUUUCAAACCAUUCUAAAGUAAGGGUAAGUACCCAGGGGCCUAAGCCUGAGCCACUCUUAACUAUAAGCUUUAUCAUAAAGAAGGCUAUAGGCCUAGUUUUAAAAGUAAAUUAGGUGUCUGCCUUGUGGACAAAAACAAGGGCAGACUGAUAAAUGAACCUUUAUUCUUUAGGGGAAGUACUCUGUUGUAUGGAACAAUUAGAACUUUAAUAAUAGAGCUCCAUUGUUGAGAGUUUUAUGUGUAAGAAGAAGAACAAUUUUAAAUUAUGUUCUUCAUUUAACAAGGAGCAGGUGAAGUGAAACUAAAAUUGGAGAUAUGUUUUCUUUUUUACUUUUGCUGCAGCGUUUUGGAUGAGCUGAAGACGUUUACCUUUUUUUGGCCUUCCUAAUAAUAGAGAAUUGUAGUAGUUCAGCCAUGGCCUAGUUUUUCUGGACCACUGUGGUGAUUUCAAAUUUUGGCAAUUUUGUACAUGAGUAUCAUUAACAUGCAAUAUUUGACAUGUAUCCCAUGCUGUCUGAUAAUUUUACCAACUUGUAGCAUAUUUGUAGUAAAGAGAAAUGACCCAAACACCAAAGCCUGUUUUAUUUCACAACAAACCUUUUCGCGCAAAGAUGUUAUUUCGUUAACACAAACUGGAUUCUGUCAGACAAGUGUAAUCCAGACCAGCCAGAUACUGUUCUCCUGUUUCCCACAGCAUGUUUAAGAUGCUGUAAACAUUGUUUUUUUUUGUUACCAAAUUAAAGCCCUUUUUUAAUUAGUCUAAUCAGAAUCCCAGCCAAUUGUAAUUGUAUUUAAAGAGACAAUGAUGUUUUUUUAUUGGAGUUUGAUUGAGAAGUGGAAAAGUGAAUGGAAAAGUGGGCCCCUGACGAGAUGUCUCCAUUUACAAAAACAUAAGCACUGUUCAUGCAAACAGCAUUUUAGAAAUCUUCCCACCACUGUCACUCUGGCACUACAAAGUGAUGGCCAUAGAAGGUAUAUUUACACAGAAGAAUGCAUCCAAUUUUAGGUACUGCCUUAGGCCUCUUACACAUAGAAGGUAGUGGGUGCAGUGAAUUGCUGUAAAACCCAUUAUUGUGUAUAUGUUGCUUGAUGCUAGGGGACUGUGCCGAGCUGUUAAACAAUGUUUAACUUUGACACAUCUCUCUUGUGAGAACAUAUAAUUUUGGCUCCUCAAAUCAUAGAUAACAUGGUGAUAUAUUCACAAAGACAAAAGAUGGAAGAGUAGCUACCAGUGUCUCAGUAUCUGGAGCUUUUGCCACAAGAUUAAAAACAUUGUGAUCUAAACAAACGGCAGUGCUUCGGAUGGACAUAUUCAACAAUUUAGAAGUGAAAUGUGUAUUUAAAAAACUAUUUUACAAAAAAUUAUUUGCUAAUACAAUCUGCUUUCCUUGCAAUCAAUUUAUUCUGGUAUCAGUGAACACAAUGCUUCUGGAAAUGAUGAUACUUUUGCCAACGACUGAUGUCCUUUUUAAAAUAUUGGGGUCCUUUGUUUCCCUUGCUCAGUGCUCUUCUAUCUUGCAUCUGGCUCUAACUCUAAAUCAAGCACAGCUUAUGGCACUUCCUAUUUGAAAGCAUCCUCGCUCUUACAUCAGAUAGUUGACCUGGCUGGGUAUGCCUGUUUUCAGAAUGUGAUUUAAAGUGGGAUUCUUUUCCAAAGGUAAGAUCAUCACAAUCCAUGGCCCCUCAUUAGAACAAGUCAAGCAAAUCUAGACUAUCUCCUUAAUGCUUCCAAAGCUGUAGAGUUAAAACUGAUUGAAGUAAGCCUAACACUUGGUAAACAAGUGAAUGAAGUACCACUUCUGCUUGACUCUUUUAAUGCUGUUAUGUUCAUUGCUGUUUUCUUUCAUACAAUACAGUAAUGUCCUAUUUACCAAAACAUCUGUCCAAUUAUACCAGGCUCCACCAGCUCUCAUGAAGGUUCUAAUUGGAACAUCAACCAUAUCUCAGAUAUAGAAGGUUAUGUUUAGUUUUUUUUUUUUUUUUUUUGGUUACUAUUUGUAAUGUGGCCAUUUGUUGCAGCUCUUUGUAUCACAGCAGCUGCACUAUACACAUUGCUUGGGUAUGCUUGAUAUAUUUUUCAGGCAGACCUUCACAUGAAUUCUGGUUGUGUUGUAGUAAUUCAGUCCUGCCAGUGCCUGCACCACAUUUAUGCUGAAAUGAAGAAUUAGGACUAUCUCUUUUUUAAAUUACCACUUUUCACUUUUAAGUUCUCCUUGACUUAAUUUUUAUUAAAUAUAUUUUUUUCCAGUUGGAGGAACAGUUUAAACUGUAUGUAGCAAUGUUGUUUCCCAAAUCUUCGCUAUCUGGGGCAUUCUUUGACUACACGAUACGAUGUGACACAGUUUGUGUUUUAGUUCUGCCGCCAAAUGUAAAGUUGAAUUUGGGGAAGAAAAAAAACCUGUCUGUUAUACCUUUCUGCAGAUGCAUCCAUGUACUUUUAUAUUUGGGCGAAUUUUUUUCAGCUACAAGGUUUUUAGAUUUCUGAAAUCAUUUUUAUUCUGAUGUCUUGACUAAGUUCAGUUUUCUGUUUAUUGCGGUUAAAAAAACGUAAAUGUAUUGACUUGAAAUAAAUCACACAAUAUUUGCUAGGUUUGAAGUAAUAACUUACUGUACAGAAGCAUUUUCCUCCCUUGUACUGAAAAAUAAAUUAAAUGGGUGUACAUUGUGUAGAAAAGCAAACAAAAAGCCAUGAAUAUUGUGAAGCUUGUCAUUUUGUUUUGUGAUCACUGUGUAUUAUUGUGUAACAAAUGUGCAAAAUGUUAGGGAUUCCCCUUUACCCCACCCAUGUGGUCUUGCUAGAUGCACCUGCUUGAUUUUUGGAUUUUAGGAAUUUUGGACUUAAGUUUGCAGUGAAGUGUUUACUGAUUCAGGUGAACAACAUUUGAAUUCUAAGACUGAGCUUUUGAAGCAUUAUAACUUGAUGUGUAAAAUAAGGCUGGAAUGGAAGUUUUUAUUUCAAUUACAAUUCUUGUUUGAACAUGUUGUAAAGGAGCAUUUAUUAUACCUGUUAAAAAGCUUAUAAUACCAUGAGGUCUCUACAUUAGUGAAACUCCAGCCUGCUCAAACAAGAGGUUUUCAUGCUAAACGAUUGUGACCUGAGAGGAGCUCAUCCUGAAUCAUGGAUCACUUUUUCUGCCAAUACCAGCAAACAACAGUAGUGGUCCUGCACUCUUUGACUUUCAUCUUUUGGUUGUUGUUGCUUAUGCUGGAAAAAUUUACACUGCAGAAUCUAGUUCAUCAAAUAUUUUAUUUGCAUUGUGGUGAUAAUGUUGAAACAGAUAUUGAAAUCAACCAGAGACUAACUGAAGACAUUUUUUGUUUUGCUUACAUCAAUCCUGACCUUUUGCACAUACUUGAUAUUUAACUAUCUUCAAAGGUAAACGAAAAUAAUGCUGUUUGAAUACUGCCAGUUGAUUGACAAUUAUGCAUUGAUUGAAAAAAUAAGCUAAUUUUGGAGGAAAUAACUUUGUAAUAUUUAUCUCUUGCAAGCUAUGUUUAAUAAAGGUUGAAACAAUUUGCUUCAAA